GGUCGCGGCAAGACAUAUUAUUGUUUGGUUAACUCGCUUCGAUCCAUUGUUCUUCCAUUCCAUCUAUUCAACGCCGUUGUUCUGUCGUACAAAUUGUGAGUGUGUUGUUGCCAUUGUUUUAAACCCAAGAGCAAAAUAUCGAUAGGAUAGUGAGAAACGUGAUUUUCAAUCGAAAGCCAUAGUUGACAGCUAGUAAAUGCAAAUGAUCGAUUAUUGAUUGCAGUGAGUGCAGAAUUAUAUAUUUUCGAUCAGUGAGUUGUCCGUUGUGGUGAAUAAGUGUUGGGCAGUGCUAGAAUCAAGGUGAAAGAUCGACGACGCAGUGUGUGCAGCAGCGCGCAGUCAACAAACGACAGUUUUUUCCCCUCUUUCUGCAACAACCCGAGCCCGAUAUGGCAACACAAGGCCCGACGGCGACGACCGGAGCCACCCCCGCCGUAAUGACAUCAAGGCUUACUCAGAUGCAGAUGCGCUUCCAGCAACGCCAACAGCAGGAACGGGAUCAACGGAAAGUGGAGAUGAUUUCCACGACCACGACCAAAUCCACCUCGGUAGCAGCAGUAGCCAGCCAUCAGAACGGCGCUGGCAGUAGCAGCACAAUCCGUUCCUCCGCCAUCAGUGCCUACUCGACGACGACGGCCAGCUCGACCACCGGCGGCGGUGACCUGUCGGCGUCCCUCGGGGCUGGCAAGGUGCGGCAAAUGUUCGACGAACGACGCCACCCCCGGGUAGCCGGAAUCGACAAGAGCUAUCCCCUGCAACCGAUCCAGCAGCAGCAGCAGCAGCAGGCCACGGCAGGGAAGGCAGCUGCCAACGGCAGUAACGUCUCCAAUGGUAACCACACUGGAAAGUCGUCUAGCGGUGGCGGUGGGACGACUGGGUUGAAUAACAAAACACGUGUACCACCGAUUUCGGCCAACACGAAAGCACGCCUCGCAGUGCAACAGCAACGGCAGCAGCACCAGCAGCAGGAGAAUGGAAACUAUGGGGAGACUCUGAAAAGCGCCACAUUCGACGACAACGAAAACCUACUGGAUGACGAGAAAUUUCCAGACACAAUCUCCUUCGACGAAGACCUCACGAUGACUCCAUCGCCCAUCGCUCGGAAGCUCUCGAACGUCGGUAAACUCAACGGUCAACAGCAGAACGUGAACAGCCUCAAGCUGAAACCGGUCCCGGGAAGAACUCCCUCAACGACGACGACCGCAGCAGCAAAAUCCGCUCCCAAGAAGACCUCCGCAGCUGGAGGGGCAGCAGCAGCACAAUCAUCCCCAUCCAGUAGCCCCUCACCAACGGCGAGCCCUCGAUCCAACUCCCAAGCCAACUCCGCCAAAUCUGCAGCAUCCCGUGCAUCAACCGGCGGCAAGUCAGCAAUGGCGACCACCAGUGCCAUCAGUCGGAAGCCAUCAGCCACUUCGGCCCCUAGUCCCCCGAUUCCGGAUGGUCCCGUACCGGAUGGUCUCGCUCGGUGCACCAUCUGCGGACGGAACUUCGCCGAAGACCGAAUCGCCAAGCAUCGGGAAAUUUGCCAAAAGACCAAGACCAAGAAGCGUAAGGUCUACGACACGACCAAACACCGAGUGCUGGGAACCGAUGCGGAGAAUUAUGUCCUCAAGAAGAAGGUUGGCGCUGGCGCGAGUAAGAAAUCCAUUUCCGGAGGUUCCACGGCGAAGGCUGCUACCGCUGCCUCUGCCGCCGCGGCCGAUGCUAAAAAGAGUGACUGGCGCCGGAAGCACGAGGAAUUCAUCCAAACCAUCCGGGCGGCCAAGGAGCUGAAAGCCUACCUGGCCAAGGGCGGCAAGCUUUCCGACUUGCCCCCGCCACCGCCCUCGGAGAAUCCUGACUACGUGCAGUGUCCGCACUGCUCUCGCCGUUUCAACCGGUCCGCUGCCGAACGACACAUUCCCAAGUGCGCCACCAUGAUGCACAACAAACCGAAACCGACCGCGAAAGCGAAGCGAUUCUAACUCAUCUAACUAACAGAACUGCUGCAUUGCAUUGGGUAUUUUUAAUCCCUCAGACGAGAAUGUAUUUAAUAAUUAUUAUUUUUUUUAAUCCGACAGAAAUGCAACUCUUGUAUUAAUUGCAUACCAAUUUCUAACACUUUGAAAAUGAAACGAAAAUCAAAAUCAUUAAACCAUCAUAUUUAAUGCUCGCAUUUUACCCAAUUAAAUAAACGAAGAGACCUAACACCGCAGAGACAAAAAGUAACAAUUAUUAAUAAAUCGACCGUGUCGCGACGAUUGCCUUAAUGAUUGCAAAAAAAGAAAAAAAUGCGAAACACACGGAAAUCGAAAUCGAACCGUUUGUGGCUGUGCACGACCAGUGAAAAAAAUAAAUAAAUAAACCAUAUGUACGAAAGCUUAGCUCCUAUUG
Ochlerotatus camptorhynchus is the source of this 2373-nucleotide messenger RNA. RefSeq names its product zinc finger C2HC domain-containing protein 1C. Lineage: Eukaryota; Metazoa; Arthropoda; Insecta; Diptera; Culicidae. The record is from RefSeq and is a predicted model, not a curated record. The coding region runs from base 390 to 1964 and encodes 524 amino acids. The transcript is spliced from 6 exons.